Messenger RNA from Platichthys flesus (European flounder), 4548 nucleotides. RefSeq names its product RNA binding motif protein 6 (gene rbm6). The record is from RefSeq and is a predicted model, not a curated record. NCBI's taxonomy places the organism in Eukaryota, Metazoa, Chordata, Actinopteri, Pleuronectiformes, Pleuronectidae. Gene Ontology annotation, molecular function: RNA binding. Gene Ontology annotation, biological process: mRNA splicing, via spliceosome. Gene Ontology annotation, cellular component: nucleus. Bases 142 to 4146 code for a protein of 1334 amino acids. The transcript is spliced from 23 exons.
CUCCACUGCAGCAGCACGAGAAGAAGAAGAAGAUCGUCUCCAUUUUUCGUCGGUUUGUUGCAUCUAUCGACGACCUACUCGUGAAAAACACCAGAAUAUUGAUACUGAGCUGGAUAAACAAAUAGGAUUGAGACUGCAGCCAUGUGGGAUGGACCAGGGCCCAGGCAGGGACCACGGGGAGGACCACCCUUUCGUGGAGAUCAUCGUGGAGAAGCGUUUGGGGGCAGAGAUCGUCCCAUGCCUGAUUAUAGAGGUAGAGAUGGGAUGAAUAUGGGUCCCAUGGGUCAUAUGGGUCAUAUGGGCCAAAGACCUCUUGACCUACCAUCUAUGGACAUGAGGAGGAUGGAUGCACCACCUAUGAGGGGCCGUGAUGUGGAUCCACGUGAUAUGCUAGGUAGAGAACCUAACAGGGAUUUCUUCAGACCUGAAGAUGAACCAGAUUUCAACCUCAGAAGGCAUUUUGAAGGUUCUAUCAGAGAAAAACUGAUACACUCCUCAGGGUCACCAGGACCAGGCAGGAACUCAGCAGACAUGACAGCAAGGGGUAUGCCACCACGGGAUCCUAACAGUAAAUUUAUGGACAUGAGAGACAGAGAGCCAUUUCAAUACAACAUGCCACAUUUCAAUAAUCCCAAUGUUGAUGGAAGAAGAGGGUUUCCUAUGGAUCGAUCAGAGCGAAAUGAUGGAUUAAGGGACAUGCGUGACCGGCCCCCGAUAGGCCCUGGUGACAGAGAUCGUUUUGAUAUGGACUUAACUCCACGUGAAAGGAGAGUUAUGGACUCUGACAGAAGAGGAGGGACAGCUUUAAAUUCAAGAGGCGGAUUUAAUUCUGAUAUGGAUUUCAGAAAUCGUCCUGAACAGUCAUCUGAAUUUAGGGGUAGAGAUCGGUCACCCAUAAGAUUUGGAAACAAUGAUGUCCCCCCAGUGGAGAGGGCAAGGUCAGAUAUGCCUGCAGACAUGUCUGGCCCUCAAAGAGCACAGUUUAUGGGUGGGCCAGAAUCACUAAGACAGAGAGUCUAUCAAGAGUCUAGUAGCAGUCCCCUAAUGGAUUAUCGGAGUGGUGAAGAGAUGACUCUUGCGGAAGAAUGGAAGAGUCGCCAGUGUGACAAAAAACCAUUCGUUGCCCCGGUCAAAGGUAGGGGAGCUUUACCUGAACCCAGCUUCCCUGUAGGGUUUGACAGAGAUGCUGCUGUUAGGGAUUCACAACAUUUUCAGGAGAGGGAACGACCAUCUACUGAAUUCCAGAGGAAAGAUCUUGGCUUUCCUCGUGGUGACCACUUUCCUGCAGUUGACCUACCACCAAUUGGCAGGAAAGGUCCACAAGACAUUCAACCUCCAGUAAUAAGCCUGUUUACUGGCCCUCUUGGAAGAGAAAAGGAAAGUAAGCAUUGGCAUGGAGAAAGGGAGGCUAAUCGCAGUCAAGAUAAAUCGCAUCGUGAUGAAAGACCCCCUUACCAUCAAGACAAGACUCUGCCAACACAUGAGAGCCAGCAGCCAAAUGAUUCUUUUAAAGGGUUGAAGGAAAGUCAAGGUCCCGUCAGGGGUGCGAUUGGACUGGCCCAUGAUUUCCAAAGCAGCAGCACUGUACAAACCAAGGAUCAAGACUACAGGGACAUCGAUUACAGAACAGGGUCCGGGAGACCUUUUGAUUUCAAAUGUGAGGAGCUUCCACCGCCAGAGAAACUCAUCAUCGAGUCUAAACCAAUUGUACCUUCAAAGUUUAGUGAAUCUGUCUCUCAGGAUCAGGAUUACAGGAGUGCAUCCGUGAAGGACAAAGUUUCCAAUACAAUAUCUGUAAUUGGUAUUCCAAAGACUGCCACAAUGGAGCAGAUUCUUGGGGCUUUCGCGAUCCGUGAUGGUGUUCCAAUGCAGGGGAUGAAAAUCAAAAAUGUGGUGCCGGGUUACAGCUACGAUACGGCCUAUGUGGAGUUUUUAAACCUCGAGGAUGCAGUCCACUUCAUGGAGUCCAACAAGGGGUCCCUAAAGGUUGGCACUAGAACGGCUGCCAUGAAAUUCAUUCAGCCAGACGAGCGUGAAAGAGGUGUCCAUGAAUCAGACCAAAAACUAACCCAACACCAGGAGCCCCAGUUACCCAGACCAGAUGAACCUUCAGAAGAUUUGGACACUAACCUAAAUGGGACCAAACUCAAAGGUCCUAUGGAUCCAAUGUCCCACAGCCUGUGGCAGCGCAACUCUGACCUGACCCCUGAGGCCUGGCAGCAGCAGGUUGACCAGCAACUCCGACAGCAAGAGAUGGAGCUGCAGGCAGAGUCCUUGGGCAACCGCGGCCCUCCUCAUAACGGCUCUCGACCUGAGUCAGUAUUUAAAGACAGUAAAACUAUGAUUAUAAAGAAUGUGAAGCCCAACACGACAGUAGAGACUAUCCUGAAAGCCUUGGAUCCCUUUGCUUAUCUGGAUGAGAGAAAUGUCAGACUAGUGAAGGCCAAGCCACCUGGAGCCAAGUGCUUCUGCUUUGUUGACAUGGACUCCCAUGAGCAAGUGACACGUCUGGUUGAGCUCCUCACUAAACCCAGACCCCUUUACGUUGAUGGAGUCCGAGUUUAUGCUGAGGUGGCAAAACCACUGAAGAACCAAAAUUUUAGAAAAGAUUUUGAUAAACCAAACAGUUCCAUCCUUGGCUUUGCACCUGAGCCCGGCAUGAUGGGGCAGCUGCCAUUCCCGCCACCUCCACAGUACUUGCAUCCUCAACAGCCGCCUCCUACUGCUCCCCCAGUUGGAAUCCACGGUGAUAUGUUAAUCGGCACUAAUCUGCCUUCAGCUCCCAGCAUAAGUCAGGGAGUUGGCUACUGUGAGCCCCAAACUGUGGAUCCUUCAUUUCUUACUGGUGGAGCUCACGUGCCCACAGAAGCUGCUGGUGUGAUGAGGGCUGCUGCAGACGGAUCUCAGCCCUCUGGCUCUGAGGUUCCAGACACGGCCAACUACUUGUAUGAUGCUACAUCAGGCUUCUACUACGAUCCUGAGACAACGUUGUACUAUGAUCCCAACUCUAGGUAUUUCUACAAUGCUCAAACCCAGGAGUACAUGUACUGGGAUAUGGUGACAAAAGCGUACAUCCCAGUUCCGGGGGAGACCCCAGCUGAGACCCAGCCUGCGGCCAUGACUGCUGAAGACCAGGCCAUUCUUGCAAACCCAGCAGCUGAUGCUCCUCUGGAAAUGAAGAAACCAUCAGAGUUGUCAGAUACAGAAGGAGUUGAGAUGUCUGAAUCAGAUUCUGUCCCCACUUCUGUAUCAACUCCUGAGAAGAAAGAUGAAGAGGACGCUGCUAAAAAGGACAAAGAGGACAAGCCAAGAAGUCUCGCUGCUGUCAAGAUCAUGAAAGAUAUGGAGAGAUGGGCAAAGAUCCAAAAUCGGCAAAAAGACUGUGUCCGUUCCCCAUCACCGCUGCUGAGGACUGGACUGGACGAUGAUAGGAGGCAGUCAAAGACAGCUGAUUGCGGUUUUGCUAUCUUUGAAAGAAAGAUAUCCGGUGGAGAUGAUCUAUUUAAAAAGCCCCUCGCUCCCCUUAAGAAAGAUGAAAAGUCAAAGCGUCCAAUGGGUUCCCUGGGUCUGCUGGCGUCGGACUAUGCAGCUGGAAGCGAUGAAGAAGUGGAAGAGGACAAGGAGGAGGCAGCUAAAGGGAGUCAAGGCGGCCGCGGCCAGUCUGACGACAAGGAGGACAAACUGACUGACUGGAAGAAGAUGGCCUGCCUGCUCUGUAGGAGACAGUUCCCCAACAAGGACGCUCUGCUCCGCCACCAGCAGCUUUCUGACCUGCACAAACAAAAUAUGGAGAUCCAUCUUAAGAUCAAGAGGUCAAAGAAGGAGUUAGAGGCACUAGAACACCAGGAAAAGCAAGUAAGCCAACAAGUAAGCCAACAAGUAAGCCAACAAGUAAGCAAACAAUUGAGUGUCAAAGAAACCGUCAGAGCACCAGUACCGAAAAGAAAGAAACACCACCAGCAGCAGCAGCACCACGGUAACUGGGCUGGAAGCUCGAGGGAGAUGAAUAAAGUCAGCGAGAGGCCUGGUUUAGGAUCUGAACCCGUCCCGCCGAGGAAAAAGAAGGAGACUGCUGCUUGGGACCACGCCACCUACAAACAAGCAGUACGGAAAGCCAUGUUCGCCCGGUUCAAGGAACUCGACUGAUCUCAUCUGAGCACCUCCCUGCUUUGAUAUGUGAAAUAUUAAAGACACGCUCGUCCACCUCAGCAUGAGAAAUCCAUUUGACUUUGCUGUUCCCCGCCCGCAGAGCCACAGAUUUCUGCACUGAGAUUAAGUGACUAAUGAUGUGGUUAGGGAAAAGUAAAAAAUAAGAAUUAAUUGACAUUAUCAUCGAUGGAUGUUGUACAGAAAUUUAUUCCUGUUAAUUUGAGUAUUAUUCACGUAUGUGGCCUGAAUGUGAAACGUGUAUUUUUUUUUUUAAAUUAGGCUCUCACACUGGCCACAGUCACUUUUUGUUUUAUAUCUGAAUGAUUUUUACAUUGUCAUCAUGGGUUGUAAUUGCCCCUACAUGUUCAUAUUUUUAAGUAUAAAAAGUUAUUAAUAACA